Molecule: messenger RNA, 1845 nt
Organism: Serpula lacrymans var. lacrymans S7.9
Lineage: Eukaryota; Fungi; Basidiomycota; Agaricomycetes; Boletales; Serpulaceae
Exons: 8
Coding region: 16-1188 (390 amino acids)
Molecular function (GO): acyltransferase activity, transferring groups other than amino-acyl groups
Source: RefSeq, a predicted model, not a curated record
AGGCCGAGACUCAUCAUGAACACUUUGGACGACGAAUGGGACCCAGACGACGAAGAAGGCGAUGCAUACGACGGCCGAACAAAGAAACGUAGAAAAAUAAUCACCAAGCGGGCGAGAGUCAAGUCUGAGACGAGAGCCUCUUCAGUGGCGCUCAGCCCAAUCAUAGACUUUUUCUGCCAUGCCAAUAGCACUCCAGAGCACUAUCCGGAUGAGCCCCAGCCUGCCUUUGAGGAAACAUUCGACGCUUUCCUAGCCGAUUGCCUCGAAGUGCGUGAUCAUCUCCAGGACCAGGAAAGCGAGCUCAGUCCACCCGGUGAACUACUCCGCCCUCUGUCACGAUACGAAGUCUCAGCACUCAUCGAACAUGUGCAGAAAUCUCUACCUGCACACCCCAUAUUACCCACCCAGCCCAUCGCUCUCCGAAAACUCAAAGUACACCGCGAAAGACGCAUAGCAGGUGUGCCUGAUCCCCGGAAGGACUCCACCACCGGUCCUCUCGUUCCGCUUACUCCUGUAAAGCCAGAGCCAGCCGUGAAUGACGCGGUUCUCAGCGCUCUAUAUUCCAUCCGUACCACACGAUACGACCGCUCUUUUUUAUCCAGACUCUGUGGUCAUCGAAAACCGAAACAGCCUGGUCUUCUCGCCGUCGACUGGGAAACGCAGUCACCGUGGAUGAAUCUCAUGACUGACAUCCGCGACCACUUCUCGCUUGCACACCCAGAACGAGAGCAGCCAGAAGAAGAUUUAGCGCCAAUAACAUACAGCUCGCUCCAGCGCUCGCACCUCGAGCAAGUCCAUGAUCUGUUGAGAAGGUCAUUCUGGGAAGGCGUUGACGUGAGCGAUUCCUUUCAACAUUCCCCAGAACGGUGUACGGUUGUCGCAGCAUAUAAAAAUCUCGUCGUCGGAGCAGCCUUGCUGAGCUCUCCCCAAGAAACAUACAUCACGUACCUAUCUGUUAGAGCAGGGUGGGAUAAUUCACAAAUAGCAACGACAAUGUUGUACCAUCUGAUAUCACUCAAUCCAAACAAGGACAUCACUCUUCAUGUAUCUGCCAGCAAUCCCGCAGUGUUACUGUACAAUCGCUUCGGGUUCAAAGCUGAAGAGUUCGUAGCUGGAUUCUAUGAGGACUAUCUUGACCCCCAAUCGCGAAUGUCAAAGAACGCGCUCAGGCUGCGAUUACGACGGUGAAAACUCGGCUGAAAGUGCCUAGCCCUGUUGUGAUCGCCUCUCCGGCCACUUGAUAAAGCUGCAGGAACGUUCAAAGGUCGUCUGAUCGCUCUGAUCUUUAUUCCUUCAGGCUUCACGUGUCGUUCCGUAGGCAGUGCAACGCUUGCUAUGGUGCCUGUUCUAAAGGCGAUACACACACUGCCUCCCGGUGUUUCGUGUAUCUCGUUGCCGUCCGCACGCCGCUCGCAGGACUUUCACAUCAGGGUAGAGAGUUACUCUUUAAAAGAGCUAUAUUUCCACAAUGGAUACAGGUAGUAGUAAUGACAUGGGGAAGCAUGACCUUCCAUGAGUGAGUUUAAGUCCGAUUGAUUACCAAAACAAAGAAAGGAAUGAGAGAGGCGAAAUCCAGCACCGAUACAUUGAAAGAAAAACUGAGAUCAUAGACGAGUGACGGCCUUGGAAUCGAGCGGCAUACCUGGAAUUAUUCAUAUGUGAACGUUGUCUCACUAUCAACCACCCAUAUUGGAGAUGAGAGGACGUACCAGUAGGAUCAAUGCCAUUGCGGGCAAGAAUCUGGUUAUGCCGUAUCAACCUUGCUUGAUCGAACCUAGCGACAUUUCGUGAAUACAGUCCAUAGCAUCUCUCAAACCAUCGCAAAAAAAAAAAAGGGACUCACGU